AUGAAUGGAAGGAAAUUACUAUUCGACGUAAUCGUGUUUUCUACAUCGUUCUACGUGUCUUACAGCUUGAUGUCUUUAUUCAUAGAGAGAUAUCGGGUGAAACGCAUGGACAGCUCCGGUGGUAUUGCAAAAACUUUCUUCGCACUAAUUUUUAGUAAGGUUCACUGUUCAACUUUUGAAGGCAAAGACAAUGGUUUUGGUAAUAAUUAUGUUUGGGCUGGAUCGCUCGAAUCUGGUAUGAGAAUAGCAACCCAUCAUAAGAAACCUGUGAUGGUAAUUAUCCAUAAGUCCUGGUGCUCAGCGUGUAAAAAUUUAAAACCUAAAUUUGCAAAUUCAGCGGAAAUACAAACAUUGAGCAAACAUUUUGUUAUGGUCAAUCUUGUUGAUGAAGACGAACCGAAAAAUACUAACUUCGCCCCAGAUGGAACUUACAUACCUCGG
Messenger RNA from Brenthis ino (lesser marbled fritillary), 441 nucleotides. The record is from the annotation of a GenBank genome assembly. Lineage: Eukaryota; Metazoa; Arthropoda; Insecta; Lepidoptera; Nymphalidae.